Messenger RNA from Nicotiana tabacum (common tobacco), 1849 nucleotides. RefSeq names its product F-box/FBD/LRR-repeat protein At5g53840-like. Gene Ontology annotation, molecular function: protein binding. NCBI's taxonomy places the organism in Eukaryota, Viridiplantae, Streptophyta, Magnoliopsida, Solanales, Solanaceae. The record is from RefSeq and is a predicted model, not a curated record.
UGGGAGAUCAACUUCAUUUUCCUUUAGCCAACUCAGAAUCCGUUGUUGAUUGACUUCUGUAAGCCUUUUUAAUCAUACUCAUACAAUUAUUACUGCAUGUAACUUCCACAAAAUCUCUCUACUAUUUCUUGAAAUUUCAAUCCCCAAUUCGUAUCAAAAUUAUUUCCGUUUCACCCAUAAAAGGAACAUGUUUCUGAAUUCAUCACACCCCUUCAGUUCAAAUUUUCUUCCACAGAUGCAUUAGUGUUUAUACAUAAAAUAGUGAAGUGGGUAUUAAUCACAAAGACGAAUCAGCAAAGGAAAAUCAAGAAAUUGAUUGAAAUGGAUCGUAUCGGUGGCUUACCAGAUGGUAUUCUGAUCGCUAUACUUAGUUUUCUUGACACUAAAACUGCUGUAAGGACAUCAGUAUUGUCGAAAAGAUGGAAAUUGGUUUGGACUUCUCUCCCUGUUCUUGAUUUCGAGAAUGUUCCUUAUUCAAGAUGGAAAUCACGAAUAGAAUUUAUCUUCUUUGUUAGACAUGUUCUUGCUCGUCGUUGUAAUUCUCAACUUGUUAAGCUUAGGCUUUCUGUGGACGAUAUAGUUUACUCAUCUUUCAGUGAAGAAUGUAUGACUUAUGCUGCUGAUCAUAGAGUUAAAAAUCUCAUAAUCUCUGCAUUUACUACUGAAAACCCCGUGUUUAUACCAACUUGCUUGCUCUCUUCUCAAUUUCUUGAAUUCUUGGAACUCAAUUGUGCGAUUCGUUAUACUAUAACAUUGCCAAAAAGUUGGACUUUUACCAACUUGAAGGUUCUCAAGUUGAAGAAUUUUGUGUUUAGUGAUGACAAUUUUGAUGAUGGGAAAAUCUUUUCUGGAUGUCCUAAGCUUGAGAGUGUGAUUUUGUGCAAAUGUGCAAUUAAGGGUAGAGGUGAACUUAAGGAAUUGGAAAUGAAAUGCUUGGAGUUAAAGAAAUUGGAGAUAUUAUAUUGGAGGAGUCCUUUGAGUUGUUAUGACAUACAUAGGAUCAAUGUGAUUGCUCCAAAGCUUUCGUCUUUUGUGUUUAAAGGGCAUGUUGCUAAGGUGUGUUUUAAGGAGGAUUUGGGUUGUUUAGAUAGAGUUUGUAUUGACUUGCGGUAUCCUAAAUGGAACUCCGCUGAAGAUCGAAAGAGAUGGACUGGUGAAUGCUUUAUGACCAUGUUUGGACAAUUCUGCAGCGCGAGGUUUCUAUCUUUGUCCAUUGACACCGUUGAGGCUCUCUCUGCUAUUUCUGGAAUACGUGAAUAUGUUACUUUUGGCAAUUUGAGGCAUAUAAAGUUCGUAACUGAGGAUAGAUCUUCAUCAGUAACUAUGCCCAUUAAUGCUGUUGCUGACAUACUGAAGUGCACUGCUGACGGAUACUUGGUGUUCAACGCGUCCGAGGAUAACAAACUAUCCACUCUUGGCGAAUCAUCACAUUCAGAUGGAAGAAAAGCGAAGAAGGAUAGCAACAUCAUUGAUGUACCUAUACAUCUUAUGUCCUACUUACUGGAAAUUGCUCCUCGUGCAGAAUCUUUGACAGUUGAAUUUGCUAAGGAAUCGUUUGAAUGUGUUGAAGUGAGAAGUGAUGGGGAAGAGUAGUUUGAUAUACCAAGAUUCACGAAAUGUAAGGCCCACUGUCUAAUUUUGUCGCGAAAGACACAUGUAAUGUCCUCAUGCUCAAUCUUAUCAUUUUUUGGAUUCAGUUAAAUGAAUAACACAUUCUGGAAAUACAACUUUUUGGUUUCAUGUGUUUACAUGUAUGGUUUAGUUCGGUUAACUGUAAUGUCUGUUACUUCAAUCAGGUUUUUUGUAAAGCGAAUAUUGUGAAUUAAACCAUAAUGAAGAUGGUACUGCA